Messenger RNA from Astrephomene gubernaculifera, 2120 nucleotides. The record is from the annotation of a GenBank genome assembly. NCBI's taxonomy places the organism in Eukaryota, Viridiplantae, Chlorophyta, Chlorophyceae, Chlamydomonadales, Astrephomenaceae.
CACCAACAGAAGCAUCUUCCUGUAACAUAUUCAGCGAACCGUUAUAUCAGUGUGCAAUACGCAAUCCUUGGGCUAAACAGGGACUGCUUUCGUCAUCCAACAUACAGGCCCAAGUCCUGGAUUGCGCAAUUGCGCAAUUUUUAUAGCUGCAUACAGAUCAGCCUUCUAUAUCGGACGCCCUGCACUUUUCCUUCGAGCCAUGUUUCAACCAACCGCUCGGAUUCCGACUGCAGCAGCAGCAGGGCUCCGAAUCGCCCCUUCCGCAGUUCCUCCGCAUGCCUCAUCAGCCACCCAGGCCCCCUGCGCCCCCACAUCCUCGCCCCCCUCCUUCCCGUCCAUGCACCGCCUCACCCGCAACCACAGCAGCUUCAGCCACAUCAGCUACUGCCACAGCGUCACCGUCAGCCGCAGCCACCGCCACUGCCACCACCACAUCCAGACCACACCCUCCGCCGCUGCUCCUUCAGCGGCACGUUCCUUCAGCAGCACCGCUACAGCAGGCCCGAGCUCUCCGCCUCCGGACAGCCAGCCCGCAUCCACACUCCCAGCAGGCCCCGCCCCGCGCUCCCUUGGAUUCCGCAUGCCCGGCGAGUUCGAGCCGCACGCGGGCACCUGGAUGGCCUUUCCGUACGACCCGCACCUCUGGCGCGAGGCUGCCGUACCGGCGCAGCAGCAGAUGGCGGCGCUGGCGGCGGCAGUGGCGCAGUUCGAGCCGGUGUGGAUGGUUGCGGACCCCCGGGUGGCGCAUGUGGCUCGCCGGCUGCUGCGGGAUGUGCCCGGGGUGGAGGUGCUGCCGCUGCCCACCAACGACGUUUGGACCAGGGACUGGGGACCCACGUGUGUCGUACGGGAUGACCUGGAGUCGGGCAGUCGCGAGGUAGCUGCCGUACUGUGGGACUACAACUGCUACGGAGCGCCCAUCAAGAAGGAGUGGGGCAAGCCAGUGCUGCUUCCCGACUGGUCCGCUGACAAGGCGGCGGGCGGGCAGCUGGCUGCGAGGGCGGGGCUGCGCACCUUCCGCUGCGAGCUGCACUUGGAGGGCGGGUCCAUACACUGUGACGGGCUGGGCACGCUGCUGGCCACCGAGGAGUGUCUGCUGCACCCCUCCCGCAACCCGCACCUCUCCCGAGCCGACAUAGAGGCCCAGCUGUGCGAGUUCCUGGGGGCCACGCGGGUGGUGUGGCUGCGGAAGGGCAUGGCGGGGGACGAGAAGGGCACCAACGGCCAUGUGGACAACGUCGCCACCUUCUCCGAGCCCGGCACCGUGCUCCUCGCCUGGUGCGACGACCCACGGGACGCUCAGCAGCACCGCGUGUCACAGCUCAACCUCGAGGCGCUGCAAGCCGCCGGCGUGGAUGCCACGGGUCGGCCCCUGCGAGUGGUCAAGGUGCCUUGCCCCGAGCCGCCCAUUGUGGUGACGGAGGCGGAGGCGGGCGGGCUGGCGGCGCGCGCAGCGGCGGCCGGGUACGGCGGUGUCGCGGUGGCUGGAGUACGACUGCCUGGAUCGUACAUUAAUCAUUAUGUGGUGAAUGGAGGUGUGGUGGUACCGCAGUUUGGAGGAGAGCAGAGUGACAGCGACGCCGCCGCCCUGUCGGUGCUGUCCGCCGCCUAUCCCGGCCGGCGGGUGGUGGGGGUGCUGACUCGGGAGCUGCUGCUUGGGGGCGGUAACGUGCACUGCCUUACACAGCAGCUGCCGACGGGGUGGCGGGGGAGGCAUGUUUUAGGCGAAAAGAGCUAGUUGGGAAUGUUAGACUCUCUAGACUCUCAACAAUAGAAGGACGUUGUGGCUGUGGCAUGUUGGCAUGGGUUAGGAAGCGGAAGUAACAUGGGUUAGACGCGGUGGAGACCGAGGUUGUUGGGAUUGCUGGUUCAGUACAACCUUGCGUAAUUAAGCGACUGGUGUCUUGGAAAGAAGGCUAGAAGGUGUUGGGACACUCCUAUGCUCAAGAGAAUCAACUGUGACUGCAGCUGCCAUUAGAGGGAUUACGGUAUGGGCGCAGUGUUGCCGCAUUACCAAUUGUUGUCACUUUUGGUUUUUGCAUAGGUCAUAUCGAGCCGAGCGCCUAGGACAUGCCCUGAUAACGACCUCGUCUGCAGUUAAUACCUGCACGAAACUAGCG